AUGCAGCCCUCACCGCGGAUACUGAGAUUUUCUCCCGAAGCGCUGGACUCGCGUGAUGUGUCCUUCGAAGCUUACAAGCAGGCAAAGCAUUCCAAAACGAGGAAACGCAGCUUUUCGCCGUUGGUCAACGAGAAAAAUAUGCGUUCGCCGGACAUCUCACCGAUCGCCUUAAACAAACCGAUGCGCAUAUCGCCACGAAUGAACACCCCCAGGGCCAUACCUAAGUUGCGCCGGGCGCUCUUCGCCGACCGACCGAUCAAGCUCUUAUUUUCCUAAACUUAAUUCCCCUAUAGAGCUCCAGCUGUAAAGGGCAACAAAAGCCGCGAGCACCGGUACGCGGUAACGUUCAACAUAGCCACUCCGCUCACAAAGCGGGAACUCGAGCACCGGAUUACCGUGGACAACAUCCUGAAAAAUUUGGACCUCUCCAAGUAUGGUGACAUUUUCAUCCGCGAGGAGAUCGACUUCGAGGUGUUCCUGACGCUGUCGGAGAAAGAUCUGCACGACAUCGGCAUCGACUGCCAGACGGAUAUCGAGCGGAUCCUGGCCAAGGUGGCCGAGUACAAUGCCACUGUGUAA
Sabethes cyaneus is the source of this 579-nucleotide messenger RNA. RefSeq lists its product as uncharacterized. The record is from RefSeq and is a predicted model, not a curated record. Gene Ontology annotation, molecular function: protein binding. Gene Ontology annotation, cellular component: cytoplasm. The transcript is spliced from 2 exons. Lineage: Eukaryota; Metazoa; Arthropoda; Insecta; Diptera; Culicidae.